ACAGUUUGGCCCAACUCGUAUCCCUCGCUGGUGUUUUUGUUCUGGAGGAGAAAGGCCGCAGGAUGUAGCUGCUCAAAGGCAGUAGAAGUGGCUUCCUGCUGGGGGAAAUGAUCAAAAAAAAUCAGACAAGCCCCUCAUGGAGGGAUGAAGUAUGCAUGCUGACUCUCACGGGUGCUUGCACACUGAGCUCAGUCUCCAUCACAGGCAGAGGUAAGUUUCUGACAUUGUUUUCCAAGAGUCAACACAAGCACUGCAACAACAGCUGGAGUGGUUUGGGCUCAGCAGUGAGAACAGCUAAAUGUUCAACUCUUCAAAUGUCUUUCACAUGGGAACCUCAUAGAAAUCAUGUUUAUGAACCUGACAAAUGGAAGCUGCCACAUUCCUCUGGAGACAGAUCGGGUUGGACUAACCUACAUUUACAGCCUGGCCUUCUCUCUGGGACUGCCAGCAAACCUGCUUUCUCUGUGGGGACUUUACCAGCUGGGCCGCUCAAGCGGAGUUGGAACUCAGCUGGUUUAUAUCCUCAACCUCCUGCUGUCAGAUCUCCUUCAGUUGCUCACCUUGCCUCUGUGGAUCCUCUAUCUACAGAGAGCACAUCGCUGGCCCUAUGGUCCCAUCGCCUGUCAGCUGGUGGGCUAUGUCUUCUACGUGAACGUCUAUGCAAGCAUCGCCUUUCUGUGUCUCAUAGCACUGGACCGUUGUCUGGCCAUUGUGUACCCACUGAGCAGCCGCAGUGUGAGGAAGGUACGGCUGUCUGCGUUCUCUGGAGUGGUUGUCUGGACUCUUGUAUUCCUGUUCUGCUUAAUUGGUCUCUACCCAUCUGUAUUUGAGCCUCAGAAGGGCUUGUGUCUGGAGCAGUAUCCUGUCACCCCAAGAUACGCUUACUUUAAAAUAGCCACGGUGGUACUGGGUUUUCUGAUGCCAUGCUCUAUACUUGGCUACACUUCUGCCAGAAUCGGGGUCACACUCCACAACUCCCCCUCCAUCUCUGAUCACGAGCGCAACAAAAUUGUGGGCACUCUAACGGUCAUCACCAUCAUCUUCAUCGUGGUCUUCGGCCCCUAUCACAUGGUGGAAGGUUAUAGAUUUGUAGCGCUGCUUCUAACUGAAGACCAGUGUAUGUUAGAGCGCUCCAUCUACCUGUACUACAGGAUCUGCUACGGAUUAACCAGCCUUAACACGCUGUUAGAUCCCCUCUUCUAUAUAUUCCUUUGUCAGAAUGCUCGUCUUGAGCUCCAGAGAUCUCUCCCCUGCCUCCCAUUACCGCGCAGGUCUGAGGGUCCAUGACUUUUGACCCAGAAGAUGUGUAGACUGGUUCCUUUGUGAAAAGAAAAGCCUGCAGGUCCUUUAAAAGGCUUAUCAGGUGUUUUUGAUUGAUGACCUGUCAGAGCUCUGAUUGCAUCUGUUGUGUCACUGGGUCCACUGGUAUGAGAGGCGUACGACUGCUACGUGUCGUACAGUGAUACACAUUUCUGUGAUGACAACACCUUCAGCCAAGCAUGCAGGCUCUGAAACCAAACAAAAAGCCUCACGCUAGCAUGUUUGAAUUGUUCGAAUGUCUUAUUCAGUAAGAUUUAUGCUCUUAAUCAGGCAGCAUUCUACAAAUAUUAUUCAUUUUUUCUGAGAUCUUUAAGAGUUCACAAACAGUACAGUUCAUAUGAGGGAUAAAUGGGAAAAGUGCAUAUUCUUUACUUAUCAUGGUGAUGAGUUUUUUUUUAGGAUUUCUAUACAUUUCUAUACAUUUAAUCUGAACUAUCUUUACUAAAGUGAAAUAAAAUGAAAGUCUUUUUUUUUUUUUUUUAAUUUUAUUAAGCUUCUUCAAAUCUGGUUACACUCGUGUUGGAUUUGUGAUGUAUUUAACACGUUAGCAGUUAUCAAGUUAUUCAUCAUCUGGUUUGAGGUCAUCAUCAGGUUACCAGUACGCUCUCUUCCGCUGACACAGUCACAGCAUGUGUGUUACAAGACCGAUUCCGAUUUCUCAUACUCUUACUCAAGGUCAGAUCUCUUGAGCUGACUCUCUACAGCGCUAUUAGUAUUACAAUCUACUUCAAAAUAAAAACACAUGUAGUUAUUCUUUUUAUCAUUGCCAACUGUCUGGUAAUGGUCUGUACUUAGAAUGAUGUUUAUUGCAUGUUAAGGAGAAUUGACAAAUACAAGCUGUCCUUAUGCCUGGGCUUUCAACCUUUUUCAUGAUUAGUUUUCCAGAUAGUACAUUUCCACACAGCAAACCUUUUAUAGAGUUUGCUCCCCUUUUUUUCAAGAGAGUCUCCAGUCACUGGGUCCACUAACAAAACCUUCAGUGCUCUGCACAGUCAUAUUCUCCCUCUGCUAAUAUGCUUGAUUAAAACCAUAGAGGGGCUUAAAACAGUUUAUGAGUUUUCCGAGAAAAAAAAAAUCUAAACCUGUCAGAUAUGUGUUGUCUCCAAGGCUGGAAACAAACCUUCCGUAUAUAUCCAAGCGUAAGAUCAGUGUCGAAGACAAGUUGUGCUUUUUCUGUAUCCAGAGGCUGUUCAUUUUAAGAAAUGAAAAAUUACAAAUCGUUCCACUGUUCUCUGUUGCAUCAUAAAGAUGAUUCGGGCAGGGGAAUGGAUUAAGGAGUAAUGGAUUACAUGUUUGCAGAAAAAUGACAGCAAAAGGCAUAUUUUAAAUCUGGUUGUCUUAAGGAGUAGACAUGAUAGCAUAUUGCAUAGUUUUGUUACCUUGUGUUACUUUUUGGAACUGUUUUUUUGGACUAGAAUAUCAGUAGGCUACAGUACAUCAAACAAAGACUGAAAGAACUCAAGUUUAUCAAUGGAUUAACAAGAUUGGGUUUGUUUUGUGUAAAUUAUGUUCGGUUUUGAUUCACAUAAAACAUAAUUCUGUCCUUUUAUUUAUUUAUUUUUUUUUGAAGCCUACAUGGCAAAGUAGUUUAUUUCUAGUAGUAGUACUUUUAAGAGUUAAAGGUCACCUUCAAGAAAGUUCUUUGCAUCUUCACCUGUUUAUUAUGUCACUUUAUGAAACACCCCUUCAUUUCACAAAGACUGGGCCAGCACGCCACAUGCAGGCCAUAAAUUAGCCCAGAUCUGUGAUAGAUGAGGCUCUGUUGCCCUCUGCUGGUUUUAACCAAAGAAUAGCACAAUUAUCAGCACUGGCAAUAAAGACAACCCUGAAUAAACACCUUGUAUGCUUUGUUUUCCUGUUUUUCUUUUUCCAGUUGGCCUGUGAUCACAGCUGACAUUUGUC
Messenger RNA from Hemibagrus wyckioides, 3222 nucleotides. RefSeq names its product probable G-protein coupled receptor 132. Gene Ontology annotation, biological process: G protein-coupled receptor signaling pathway. Lineage: Eukaryota; Metazoa; Chordata; Actinopteri; Siluriformes; Bagridae. The transcript has 4 exons. The record is from RefSeq and is a predicted model, not a curated record. Gene Ontology annotation, molecular function: G protein-coupled receptor activity. Gene Ontology annotation, cellular component: membrane. The coding region runs from base 346 to 1287 and encodes 313 amino acids.